Messenger RNA from Zootoca vivipara (common lizard), 2208 nucleotides. The record is from RefSeq and is a predicted model, not a curated record. Lineage: Eukaryota; Metazoa; Chordata; Lepidosauria; Squamata; Lacertidae.
UGUUUCCUUCUUCGCCUGCUAAAGGGCUGCACGAGGCGGCCUCAGCUUCCCCGCCUGCGACUUCCUGCCCGCCUCCAGCCAGAGCAGGGGCGAAAACAGUCCUUCCCUCUCUCUCUUUCGGUUCCCGCCCCAGCGAGGGGAGGCGGCCCGGCUACUCCUCCUGCUCCGUCGCCGCUGGGAGUCCCAGAGCAGGGCGGCGUCGGCUGGGGAGCCGCCAUGGCGCUGCUACUGCUGCCGGAGCCUCUGAGCGCGACGCAGCUGCGGCGCCUGGAGCAGCACCGCUACAACGCGUCCGGGCGCUCGCUGCUGGAGCCGCCGCUGCAGCGCUAUUGGGCCUGGCUGGUGGAGCGCACGCCGCUCUGGCUGGCUCCCAACGCCAUCACCCUGGGCGGCCUCGUCCUCAACCUGCUCCCCACGCUCGCGCUCAUCGCCUACUGCCCCAGCGCCCACCAAGAGGCUCCUCCUUGGGUGUUCCUCUCAUGUGCAUUAGGACUAUUUGCUUACCAGUCACUGGAUGCUAUUGAUGGGAAGCAAGCCAGAAGAACCAAUAGCAGCUCUCCUUUGGGAGAACUCUUCGACCAUGGCUGUGAUUCUAUUUCUACAGUUUUCAUUGGUAUUGGAGCCUGCUUAGCAGUUCGGCUAGGAACAAACCCAGACUGGCUGUUCUUCUGUUGCUUUAUUGGAAUGUUCCUGUUUUAUUGUGCCCACUGGCAAACCUAUGUUUGUGGCAUGCUAAAGUUUGGCAAAGUCGAUGUAACUGAAGUACAGAUAGCCGUAAUUAUACUCUUUUUGAUAUCUGCAUUUGGUGGAACAACAUUGUGGGAUACUAAGCUUCCUGUGCUGGAUCUAAGACUGAAGAUGAUUCCUGUUGCAGGAAUAGUGGGUGGCGCAAUAUUUUCCAGUUACAAUUAUUUCAGAGUAAUAUUUGGAGGAGGCGUGGGGAAGAAUGGCUCUACAAUAGCAGGAACAAGUGUUCUGUCACCAGGCCUGCAUAUAGGGUUGGUUAUUACUUUGGCAAUAAUGAUCUAUAAAAAAUCUACAACGCAACUAUUUGAAAAGCAUCCUUGCCUCUAUGUCUUAACAUUUGGAUUUGUGAGUGCCAAAAUCACACAAAAGUUGGUGAUUGCACACAUGACCAAAAGUGAAAUCUUCCUACAAGAUACUGCAUUUAUUGGGCCUGGCCUCUUAUUUCUAGACCAGUACUUCAACAGUUUUAUCGAUGAAUAUAUCAUUCUGUGGAUAGCACUGUUCACAUCCUUGAUUGAUUUACUGAGAUACUCCACUGGGUUAUGCAAACAGAUUGCGGCUCACCUUCACAUACACGUCUUCAAAAUCUCAUCUCAUCAAGCUCCUGAACAGACAGAAAUGCAUGAAAACCUAAUGUACUUGGCAGCUAACUGAACUCGUAAGAAACAGCCAAAUACGGAUUUCUUAGAAGGUAGUGUGGUGUUGGUUCAUUAUACAGGGGCAGUAACUGUAUAAAAUACUGCAGAAAUUAUCCAUUCUACAUUUCACUGCUUUUGAACUAGAGUCUUAGUUGAGUAUUUUUUUAUAUAUAUUUAAGGCAGGCACCCCCAAACUGGGGCCCUCCAGAUGUUUUGGCCUACAACUCCCAUGAUCCCUAGCUAACAGGACCAGUGGCCAGGGAUGAUGGGAAUUGUAGUCCAAAACAUCUGGAGGGCCGAAGUUUGGGGAUGCCUGAUUUAAGGGCUAAAACUACUGAGUUGUCAUCUUGUAUCAAAGUCUUAGGAGUGUGUCUUUCAUAUUAACUAUAUUUUUAAGAGUUUCUGAUACUGGUUAAAGGGGGAAAAAAUAAGGAAUUUAACCAUAAAUUAGUUGUCAAGGUUAAAAUUGUGGCAUAAUUUAUCUUGCAGUAGUGUUUAAAUUCUUAAGCAUUUGAAUUCUUUGCUUAAGCAGGGAGAAUCAUAAUUAUACUUAUUUCUUUCGCUUACAGUAUAAAUAUUUGUGAAUUGAUACUAAGAAUUUGGCCUGUGGGCAGGAUUAAACAUUGUUAUUGAGCACAGAAUGAGGUCUGCUUCCACACCAGGACCACCACCACCACCCCGGCCCUCAUUGCACUGUAAAUCUGUUCUGGAUGCUUGCAUGCGGGUGCGGAGAAGCUGGCGGAAAGUCCUGUUGUGUGAUUGGACCUCGUUCCCCAUGCACAUACCCCACUUAGCACUAUGUUGAAUUCCACCCUGUAUUUUU